This is a messenger RNA of Ustilaginoidea virens, 240 nucleotides long. RefSeq lists its product as uncharacterized. The record is from RefSeq and is a predicted model, not a curated record. The transcript has a single exon. Bases 1 to 240 code for a protein of 79 amino acids. NCBI's taxonomy places the organism in Eukaryota, Fungi, Ascomycota, Sordariomycetes, Hypocreales, Clavicipitaceae.
AUGCCCCAGUCCAAGGCGGACAAAAUCGCCGAGGUCCAGGCCAACCUGCCUCUUCCGGAGCAGCCUCCCACCGCGCCCGACUGGCAAUCGGCAGAUGCGCGCACCGUCAACGUCGGGUCCGGAAGGGUGGAGGCGCACGUCGGCACGGGCAAGGCCGCCGAGGCGGGCUUGAGAGAGCCUGCAACCAAGGACGCGGGCAUGGACAUGGGCGGGAUUGGGCGCGACGGCAGAAAACGCUAG